CAUACCAUCAAGCCUUCCCCAACUGGAAAGAAACUCCUGUUUAUGACAAUGACUUUUUGGAGGAAAUGAUUAACCAGCAACACUGCAUAAUGCAGUAGCCAGCCACCAAAGGCUACGCAAAACAGAGUCACUUGCAAAGAUACAGCGAUUUUGACAACAAACCACAGAGGAACCACACUGAAUCCUCAAAUGGCAUCUGAUUUGAUCCUUUUUGCCGUGUUUUGUCUCUCCACAUUGAAUGCAAUUUUCAAGUCCCAUAUGUGAGUCCGUCUCUGCCAUUGCUAUUACAUUACAGGAUUUUGAAACAGAAAAAUUACGCAUGUCACCUCACACAGGAAGUGGACAGCAACGUGAGUUACUGUCUAAACUGCUGAACUGCUGAUCAGAAGACGUUAACCGGUAAUCUCACAGAGCAGGUUACAGUCACCACUUACUUUCCAUAAUGGCAUCAAUGGUGAAGAGUGAGGUCAUUCUCUCAGUUUACGUCGCUUCCUUCCUGAUUGGUUUCCCUGCCAACCUCGUGGCUGUCUAUGCCUUCAGUAAGAAGAUCCACUCCAAGCCACGUCCAACAGACAUCCUGCUGCUCAAUCUCACCGUCUCCGACCUGCUCUUCUUGAUCAUCCUUCCUCUCAAGAUGCAUGAGGCAGCGUCUGGCAUGACAUGGACUCUGCCCAGCUUCAUGUGCUCCAUCACGUCCUUCUUCUUUUUCUCCACAAUCUACACCAGCUCGUUGAUACUGAUGGCAGUCAGUGUGGUGCGCUACACUGCAGUAGCAUUCCCCAUCACCUAUCAGCGGCUGCAAAAACCGGUGUAUGCGAUUAGUAUCUGUGCUGUUAUUUGGCUAAUCUCAGGAGCUCACUGCAGCAUCACUUUCAUCGCCCUACACCACCCAUCCCUGUCCAACAACAACUUCUCUGUGUGCUAUGAAAACUUCACAGAAAAACAGUUGGCGUUCCUCCUCCCGGCUCGCUUGGAGUUCUUUAUUGUGCUUUGCUUCAUACCCCUUCUAAUUUGUGUUUUUUGCUACUUGAACUGCAUCUAUAUUCUGUACCGACGACCCGGGAUAUCCCAGAAGCAGAAGCAGAAGGCCAUUGGCAUGGCCAUGGGGACUCUCGCUGUGUUCCUUAUUUGUGUUAUACCAUACAAUAUCUCUCAUUUAAUUGGUUACUUCCAGGGUAAAAGCCCAGAGUGGAGGUACUACGCCUUGCUGCUUAGCACAUUUAACACUUGUAUUGAUCCCAUCAUCUUCUACUUUUCUUCCUCCAGCCUCCGCUGCACAGGAAAAGAGUCCAUAUUCAGGAAACAUUGGUCUCCUGCUGUGGAAAUGGAAAGGCAGGGCACAAUGUCCAGCUAAGAGUAAAAUUUAUCUCC
Molecule: messenger RNA, 1371 nt
Organism: Mugil cephalus (flathead mullet)
Lineage: Eukaryota; Metazoa; Chordata; Actinopteri; Mugiliformes; Mugilidae
Product: free fatty acid receptor 2-like
Exons: 2
Coding region: 443-1354 (303 amino acids)
Biological process (GO): G protein-coupled receptor signaling pathway; cellular response to fatty acid
Cellular component (GO): plasma membrane
Molecular function (GO): G protein-coupled receptor activity
Source: RefSeq, a predicted model, not a curated record